CAUUCCUACUCUGACUCCGCUGGAUCUGACUCGGGAGCGCUCAGUGGAUCCACAAGAUGCGCACUCCAGGCAGGGAGGAGCUUCGGGAAUUUCACACCACUUGUUCCACGCCACUCUUGAGUGAAGACUCGUUUCCCAAAGUAGAUAUUGCGGCGAAAGGUGUUGGUGCAGCGUCAGUAUUGUGGACCUUCCAGUAAAAAUGAGCCCACUUGACACAUCCAACGUCACAGCAGAAGUGGAGCCUAGCGAAAGUGAUCUGUCGUUUUUGUUCAACGACAGCUCUGAUUCAUACCAGCCCGGUUUCAGCUCUGAUGUCACCAAGCACCUUGGAGUCCAAAUCACUCUAAUAAUGGCUUAUUCCUUAAUAAUCCUGCUGGGGCUGCUGGGCAAUUCCCUCGUCAUCUACAUGAUUAUUCGCUACAGAAACAUGCGGACAGUGACCAACUACUUCAUAGCCAACCUGGCUUUGGCAGACCUUCUGAUGGUCACUCUGUGCCUGCCCUUUACUCUGAUUUACACUCUGCUGGAUGAAUGGAAGUUUGGUGCCGUGUUGUGCCACAUGGUCCCAUUUGCCCAAGCUCUGAGUGUUCAUGUGUCCAUCCUGACCCUGACUGUCAUAGCUCUGGAGCGUUACCGCUGCAUUGUCUUCCACCUUGGUCGACGGCUCACCUGGCAUUCCAGCCUCUUCAUCAUGGCAUUCACCUGGACUAUUUCUUCUGUCCUGGCAGCUCCUCUUGCUAUCUUCAGAGAAUAUCGCUAUGAAGAGAUUCCUCCUAUCAAUCUGCGCAUGCCUGUCUGCUCUGAGAAGUGGCCCCAUGGCAUCAACAGGGAUGGAGUCAUCUACAGUCUCUCAAUGAUCCUACUAUUGUACAUUCUUCCUUUAGCAAUCAUUAGUUAUGCAUACAUAUGCAUUUGGGUCAAACUGAAAAACCAUGUCAGUCCGUCCAGCCGUAACGACAGCAUCAACCGACGCAAGAAAACCACAAAGAUGCUAGCACUGGUAGUAGUGGUGUUUGCAACCAGUUGGCUGCCUUUACAUGUGCUCCAGCUGGCCACUGAUCUGGACUUGGUGCUCCGAUUUGAGGAGUAUAAGCUCAUCUUCACAGUGUUUCACAUCGUGGCUAUGUGCCCUACCUUCACCAACCCUCUCCUCUAUGGAUGGAUGAAUAAAAACUACAGGAAUGGCUUCAUAAUGGUGUUCCGUUGCGAGGACAAGGCAGAUACUUUCCACCCAGAUGGGUCAUUCAGGACACGCUCUGUAAGAGGGCCCACUCUGAACGGUCGUAACAGCAGACACCCUACUACUGCUGUAUGAGAUUUGUCUUGUUUAAAAGCAGAGUUUUAGCACAUUAGCUAGACCUCUGAUUUAAGGGGUGUGUGGUUCUCAACAAGUCUUUUGAC
Xiphophorus maculatus (southern platyfish) is the source of this 1401-nucleotide messenger RNA. It is a transcript of the gene npy7r, whose product is annotated as neuropeptide Y receptor type 2-like. Gene Ontology annotation, biological process: G protein-coupled receptor signaling pathway. NCBI's taxonomy places the organism in Eukaryota, Metazoa, Chordata, Actinopteri, Cyprinodontiformes, Poeciliidae. Gene Ontology annotation, molecular function: neuropeptide Y receptor activity. Bases 200 to 1315 code for a protein of 371 amino acids. Gene Ontology annotation, cellular component: membrane. The transcript has 2 exons. The record is from RefSeq and is a predicted model, not a curated record.